AUGCACGACAUCUUGGAAGGGGUUUUAGAGUACGAUUUAGGUUUGAUUUUAAACUAUUUCAUAAAAGAAGCAAAAUUGUUUUCUUUAGAUAAUUUCAACGACAGGAUAGAAAGUUUAUAUUAUGGACCAGAUGAAAUAAGAAACAAGCCCCGAGACAUAAAAAAAAAUCAAAUAACUGAAAAAUACUUGAAAGUUUCUGCUGCUGAAGCAUUAUGUGUUAUUCGCAAUCUUGGUGUUCUGAUAGGUCAUUUCAUUCCGGUUGAUGAUCUACAUUGGAAAUUAUGUAUUUAUCUAAAAGUCAUAAUAGAUAUUGUCACAUCGCCAAUAAUCCAUGAUGACUUAUGUGAUUACUUACAACGACAAAUAAGUGAAUAUUUGAGGCUGUUAACUUCCUUGUUUUCGAAUUGCCUGAAGCCCAAGCACCACUUUCUGCUUCAUUAUUCACGUGUUAUGAAACUUAUGGGUCCACUUUGGAAUUUGAACACCAUGAGAGCCGAAAGUAAAAAUAAAGAAGCUAAAGUAGAUGCACGUACCGCAGUAAGCAGAAGAAAUAUUUGUAAGACUAUAGCGAUCAAACAACAACUUCAUUUGAGUUACAGAUUUACAUUAAAUCAUCAAAAUGUAUGUAAAUAUGACUAUGAAGUUGAUGAUGUUACACUGCUUAAAGACUUACCUCAAUAUUCAUCUUACUGUCAGUAUUUACCUAAAAGUACUAUAGAACAUAUAUAUGAAAUAAAAUUAUUAAAAUUCAAAGCACGGUCAAUUAAAAUAGAUAUAAUCUUAAUGAUUCCAACCAGCUCUGGACCAAAUUUCUUUGAAGUUUUUAUUAUAAUUCACGAUUUUAACGAUCAAUUAUUCAUCAUUACUAAAAAUUUAACUGACUACUGUUAUUACGAUGAACAUUAUCAAGCCUAUGAAAUUCACCCGUAUGCUUUAAAUGAUACUCCAAAUUGGAGAAUUAUAAGAUCAGAUGAUUUAGAAUCAUGCUGUAUUACACAUGUUACUAAAGCCGGAAAUGAAAAAAAAUAUAUUGUAAAACGAUGGGUAUAA
Cotesia congregata is the source of this 1050-nucleotide messenger RNA. The record is from the annotation of a GenBank genome assembly. Lineage: Eukaryota; Metazoa; Arthropoda; Insecta; Hymenoptera; Braconidae.